This is a messenger RNA of Xyrichtys novacula (pearly razorfish), 20955 nucleotides long. The record is from the annotation of a GenBank genome assembly. NCBI's taxonomy places the organism in Eukaryota, Metazoa, Chordata, Actinopteri, Labriformes, Labridae.
ACCGUUCACGCUCAGAGAGGCUGUCAGUCAGCAGGAGCUCGAGAGAAAACAGCAGUUGGUUGUUUUUAUCACUCGGCGAUUAUUGAACAGACAUUUUGACAUUUCAUGAUACAAUUAACUUGCAAGAGAAAAGUAUACGCUACGUUCUUUGAUAGAGAGGGGAGCGAGAAUGCAGUGUUAUUGUCGCACACCUUUUUACUGAUAGGUAAGUACGCUAACAUUAGCUGUUGUUUAAUUGGUUACUUAGCAAACAAGCUAAAUAGCUAGCCGUCGUUAGCACAGGUGCCCUCACUUAGUUUGGAGACCAUGCAGUAUUAAGAAAGUGCUUGCUGACCUUGACUUGUGUUUUAUACAUAUUUUUCAUUUAGUAGUGUACAGUUUCAUGGGUCGUAUUUGUAGUUUAGCUUUUUGCUAGCCAAGUUGGUUAGCAACAGUCACUAAGCUACUCUUCUAUCUAUUUGUCUCCAAGGUGACAGUGGAUGGUGCUCCAUCCAGCCCCUCACCCAGCUUCUUCUCUGUCUGCCUUCUGGGUGGCUGUCUGCUCUUGCUACCCGUUUCAGAACAAUCCUGGUGCCGUGUCCGGCUGUCUGGAGUCCCGUCCUGUGGAUGACUAAGCUGACGGGGCUCCGUGCCUGUGGCUGCCGCUGGGCGGGCCAAUGCUAGGACCGAGGAAAACGCCGUGGUGAGCGGGUCUGUGGGGAGAUGUCAGAGCGGGGGGAUGCCUCUUCUCGGAGACUGUGUUGUGAUUGAGGGUAUACGCGAGUGUGCACAGUAUACCGACCUCUCUGACCUGGAAUACAGACUAGCGGACCAACUUUUGAGUCUAACUUGUGGUGGCACAUUUAUGGAUGGUUGGGUCGCAGUAUGCCCACCCCCUCAACUACCAUUUCACCAUUGGCUGGAGAGAGUAGCAGCACCGGAGGAGAAGAGGAUCCCAUGUCUGCCACCUCCUCCUCUUCCCUUGGCUCCUCUUUUCGGUUCGUUCCAGCGUUUUGUCUGGGCGUGGUGGCAGCAGUCGUCUUUCAGCUGGCCUGGGGAGGCCUGACUCUCACCUCUUUCUUCUUGAAGUUGUUCAUCUAUGUGUCAUUUGCCCUUCUGUGUUUCCUGGCUGGGAGCUUUGUUCUGCUGGUGAGGAAGAGUCCUCUCAAAGUCAGCAGCUUUCACAGAAACAGGAGGCAGUCAGCGGUACAGCUGGACUUCUUCGACAAGCUUAUGGUAAACAAUACACUCAAACUCCCAACAAUUCCUCAUGAUAUUACUCUGAGAACAUACAGUGAUUUAACCAACUGGCAUUAGUCAGUGAUUAAGAUCCAAACAGACUAAUUUUACUCUCCCAUAUUGCAGAAACAUCCAGACUUAACUUUAAAACAGAAGUUAAAAAAUGUUAGAUGACUGUAGUUUUCAUUUCUGGAAAGUCACCCAUUGUCUUCUGGUCCUCUCAUUCCCCUCACUUAUUUCCCUGCCCUCUUCAUUUCUUCUGCUCCCUCAUCCUCUACAUCUGUCUUAGUCUCAGGCUGUGAUGUUCUGUAAUACAAGAGCUAAAACACACUCCUGUAUUUAGACACACUUAAAUACACACAAAUGCAUAAGGAAAGUUAGGGAAAUUGACAAAGCAUGGAGUGCAUGUUUUGUUUGACUAUUUCAUACAUUGUCCAAAGACAGUGAAGAUUAUUUUAUGGUUCACUCUGGUAAUAUUGCAUUUACAAACUCAGUGUGAAAAUGACUCUACCACAUCUUUCAAAUAACUCUGUUGCAAAUGGAGCAUCAUUACUUUUCUUUUUCAAGUUUUAUCCUUUAAAAUGACUCGCAGAGAACAUUGUGUACCAACAUUUGCAUGGAGUUGAGAUGGAGUUUGUAGACUGUAUUACAUUUGAAGUUUUUCAGUUUCAUGCUACAUUUAUGACAGUUAUGGUCACUCUGUCUUUUGGACAGUCCUAAUUUUUUUCCCCACAAAUAUACACUGAAUUGAGAUAAAAAAAGAAAUACUGAAAGCGUCAUCCUUCAAGUGAACAUGGAUUUUGACAGGGUCUUCCUUUAAAGAUGUAGUUUGAAGUAAAUAAAGCAUCAUAGCUAACAGUAAGUUCAAGUCUUAGCGUAUUGUAAAACAAAUAUUGUCACAAUUUGACGGUGUCAUGAAUAUUCACCUCAAGUGUUAUGAAUUUAUUUUUUUACAAAUUUUGAAGAGACUUUAGAGUUCAGUAUUCAUCCCUGCAUACAGGUUCAUCCUUCCUGCGAAGGAGAAUGAUUGUGUCUUUCUAAGAGGCUGGAGGCCCCACUCAGUGGUGUCUCAUUUUACUCGUGAUUAUUGGAGACUGAUUAUGCUGACGUAUGUUCUUAUAUCCUGUGGUUUGAUGUUUUGAAUGAGUCACAUUGACUUAGGGCUGCUUUGUUUGUCCAAAUUUCAGUCUAAUUAGAAACUUAGCUCAUAGAUUUUAGAGUCAAAAUCAGGAUCAGAGAUUUCUCCUUUUCUCUCUCUCUCCGCUGUUGCUGAAUGUUUCCUUUUUGUUGCUGUCAGGAUGUGAAUGUGACAUCAAAAUGUGUCCUGAUCUUGUACUGCUGUUGUUGUCUUUCAGGCCCGUUUUAUGGUGCCACUUCCUGAGUCAAACCAGAACAGGAGGGUGGUGGUGUCACACAAUGUGGACAAAUCUCUGAAGGAAGGUAAUGGGCCAUUUAGAGAUCUUCUGAAAUGUUUAGCACCAUCUAAUGACCAGACUGAUGCAAAUAUAUUCAGAAAAUGUUGACGUUCUGUCCAGCACCACAGACUUCAGAUCACUGUGUAGCCAUUAAAAAUGCCACUUAAACACUAAAAGACAGAAAAACAAAGCAUACUGCCUCAGAUGAGGGCUACUCCAGCCAACAAUUUCAACUUUACUGCAAAGGUUGCUUUUUCUGCUUUUUAUAGAUUUUGAAUAUUUAUGGAGAAAAGGCAAAGAAUUGAGUUCACAAACAAGUCAUUUCUUCUGAAUGGUUUCAGCUGACUUGAUAUGUCACCCAGCUACAACCUUUAAAACCUUCAGUGUUCAAUGGAAUAAAACUGACAUGAUCAGUGAAGACAAAAAUACAUCUCCAACAUUAUUUUUACCAAAGUAUACAAGGAUUUGUCUUUAAAAUAUGUCUUUCUUAUAAAGUUUAUAGUACCCUGUUGUGGGUUUCUGCCAUCUUAUUUCAGUCCCUGAAAUCUAAAUAUAAACCUUUCCUUAUGUGUCUCCAGUGAAGAGCUCCUGGACUAAAUUUGCCCUCAGAACAGCAGAUAUUUGGUUGCUUUGCUCUUUCAAAUAGACCCAGCACUCACAGCAGUACAGAGUCAUAACCUAAAUAAUUAAAUGUGUCUACAAAUAUAUCAUAUUGUGACCAGUUUUUAUCUCAUAAGAAAUACUCCAGUGCUGUAGUGCAGAAAUGAUCAUAAAGCUGUCUUUACAAAAUAUCAAACGACUGAAUUUGUGCAGUUUGUCAGAUGUUUGAGAUCCAAUGAAAAGCAUGAUGUAUGACAAUGUUGGUGCAAGAAUGGUGACUAUCUGCACUAAAUCCUUACUUCCUCCUUAGUAUAGAACUCCAAAUUCAGAGAAUGUUUUCUUCACUUAAAAAUUAAAUCCAGUUUACUCACUCUCCAAAUCUUAGUCUCCAUUAAGUAAGAUUUGAGAAGAUUCUAUACCAAAUGUUUCUGACACUAUUGGAAAAACUUCACACUUCUGUUUUUUGUGAAAACUGCUGAUGGAUGGGUUUUUAUGGACACACUGACCCGCUGAUGAUCCCUUGUGCUAGAUUACAACACGAGAAAGUCCUAGAUGUCCCUUUUACAUGUACUCACACAGAGAGACUCGGUCAGUGGAACAGUAUUUCUGCCUGCCAAGUAACAGAUGGCUUCAGGAUUUACACCAGGGGUGUGUAUUUACACAUGCUUCUGUGUUUGUUUUGUAAAGGUUAUUGGAUGUCAGUGUAGGGCACAUUUGUCAUUUCUUAAAUUACACUUGUGUGCCACACAGAGAGGACUGUUUUCCAAACUUUAGCACACAGACACAGUUCAUCUGCUACCCCUUAGACCUAGUUAUUGGAAAGAAUACAGUAUAAAACAGUCGCCAGUAUCAGAGCGUUGGUUAAAGAUUAUUUUUUGGACCUUUGCCUUUAUUUGAUCUGACAGGAGAGAAAGAGAGGGUGAAAGAAAGAGGAAGAGAGAGGGAGAGAGGGGGAAUUUGGGUAGAGGGAAGGGGUAUAGGUAUGACAUGUUCUAAAGAGCUGCUGGUUAAAGGUGUACCUGUGGCUAAUGUGUUCAUGACUGUAGCUCUGUCCAAAAUAUCUGCCUUUAGAAUAUGCAGUUUAUCAGUGUACAUAUAUGUGUCUAUAUCUAUAUCUAUAUAUAUCUAUAUAUAUAUCUAUCUCUCUCUCUCUAUAUAUAUAUAUAUAUAUAUAUAUAUAUAUAUAUAUACAUCGAUAUCUAUAUAUAUAUACACUCACCGGCCACUUUAUUAGGUACACCAUGCUAGUAAGGGGUUGGACCCCCUUUUGCCUUCAGAACUGCCUCAAUUCUUCGUGGCAUAGAUUCAACAAGGUGCUGGAAGCAUUCCUCAGAGAGCUUGGUCCAUAUUGACAUGAUGGCAUCACACAGUUGCCGCAGAUUUGUCGGCUGCACAUCCAUGAUGCGAAUCUCCCGUUCCACCACAUCCCAAAGAUGAUCUAUUGGAUUGAGAUCUGGUGACUGUGGAGGCCAUUUGAGUACAGUGAACUCAUUGUCAUGUUCAAGAAACCAGUCUGAGAUGAUUCCAGCUUUAUGACAUGGCGCAUUAUCCUGCUGAAAGUAGCCAUCAGAAGUUGGGUACAUUGUGAUCAUAAAGGGAUGGACAUGGUCAGCAACAAUACUCAGGUAGGCUGUGGCGUUGCAACAAUGCUCAAUUGGUACCAAGGGGCCCAAAGAGUGCCAAGAAAAUAUUCCCCACACCAUGACACCACCACCACCAGCCUGAACCGUUGAUACAAGGCAGGAUGGAUCCAUGCUUUCAUGUUGUUGACGCCAAAUUCUGACCCUACCAUCCGAAUGUCGCAGCAGAAAUCGAGACUCCUCAGACCAGGCAACGUUUUUCCAAUCUUCUAUUGUCCAAUUUCGAUGAGCUUGUGCAAAUUGUAGCCUCAGUUUCCUGUUCUUAGCUGAAAGGAGUGGCACCUGGUGUGGUCUUCUGCUGCUGUAGCCCAUCUGCCUCAAAGUUCGACGUACUGUGCGUUCAGAGAUGCUCUUCUGCCUACCUUGGUUGUAACGGGUGGUUAUUUGAGUCACUGUUGCCUUUCUAUCAGCUCGAACCAGUCUGGCCAUUCUCCUCUGACCUCUGGCAUCAACAAGGCAUUUCCGCCCACAGAACUGCCGCUCACUGGUUUUUUUUUCUUUUUCGGACCAUUCUCUGUAAACCCUAGAGAUGGUUGUGCGUGAAAAUCCCAGUAGAUCAGCAGUUUCUGAAAUACUCAGACCAGCCCUUCUGGCACCAAUAACCAUGCCACGUUCAAAGUCACUCAAAUCACCUUUCUUCCCCAUACUGAUGCUCGGUUUGAACUGCAGGAGAUUGUCUUGACCAUGUCUACAUGCCUAAAUGCACUAAGUUGCUGCCAUGUGAUUGGCUGAUUAGAAAUUAAGUGUUAACGAGCAGUUGGACAGGUGUACCUAAUAAAGUGGCCGGUGAGUGUAUAUAGAUAGAUAUAUAUGUGUGUGUGUAUAUAUGUGUGUAUAUACACAUAUAUACACAUAUGUAUAUAUAUACACAUAUAUACAUAUAUAUAUGUGUAUAUAUACACACAUAUAUAUAUAUGUGUGUGUGUGUGUGUGUGUGUGUGUAUAUAUGUAUAUGUAUACAUGUUUAUAUAUAUAUAUAUAUGUAUAUAUGUAUGUUUUUAUUUUAUUUUAUAAAGCAUAUCCAAUCAGAGUCACCUAAAACAAAUAAUUUAAAAACAUGGACGAUCUGCAUGUGGUCAUCAUUGAUGGCUUCACCCUGUAUUCUUGUGUUUGUUUUUUUGGUCAUGUUGGGUAUUCGUUGUGCAUCAGUUGUGUGGGUAAAGUUUAUAUUUCUUGUCCAGACUUUACAAUAUAAAGGAAACUCAGAGACUAAAAAAACAAACAUACCCCCAGGCACAUCAAAGCUGGUCUUGCAGCAUUUGAUGGCUCAACACCUUUCACAACACGUGUUGUUGUUUUCCUCUGAAAAUGUGUGUUGAAGCUGUAAAAUAGUGGCUUACAAGUAGCAUUUUCUUCCAACUAUGUUCACCUUGACCCUUUUCAGUUUUCAGAGACAAAAGGAGAUGAAAAAAAAAACAGAAUAAGAAAAAUGUUAUGUACCAUAGUUAUUUUUUGUUUUUAGAUGACAAGAUACUUACAUGGUUUCAUACAGAAUAUAAGUAAUUGGAUUUUUAGCUACCACCUAGCUCUGGCUUUACUCUGUGGAGACUAUACCUGAUCUGACCUGUGCAUGUAUUUGUGGGGCUGGUGAUCACCUUGUCUGACCUUGUCUGCCUGCUUUCUGUCUGCCUGAGUCCAUCAUUUUGAAAGCUAAUUUUCUUUGGAUUAAAUUCCAAUUUUGGGAAUUGUUCAUCUGUGUAAAGUAAACUUGUUAUAUAGUGCAGCUAUGAGUCUCUUUGCAAUUCAUUUUCCUGCAGAAAUAAGAUUGGAUUUCUCUUGUUUCUCUCUUGUUUCCUCAGUGUUUGACUACGCCUACCGAGACUACAUCCUGUCCUGGUACAUCCCUUUGAGUCAUGAUGAGGGCCAGUUGUACUCUAUGCUUUCAGAUGACUGGUGGCAGAUGAUUGGACAGCUGAGAUCCAGGCUUGCUGAUUUUGACCUUGUUAAUGUGGUGUGUUAUGACACCAUCCGAAUCCUACACACACAUUUCACUGACCUCAAGGCUGCCUCUGCAAGGUACACAAACACACUUCCUUACGUUAUCUUAGUUUAUCGUAGUUGCGUUGUCUUAGUUUACACUCAGAGGAGGCUGCUUGUUUGAUUGUUAUUUUGUUCAUAGUUAUUUGGAUUAUCCUGAUAAAUGUGAUUUAAACCUUCACAGCUAAAUUACGGAAUUUUUGAAGUAAUGAUACUCUCAAAAGAGAGCUUAGUCUUCCAACUGACGUAUCAUCAUAUGUUUGUGAUAUUUUGGGUGUAAUGGCACCAAAAUCUUGCGACUCAUCAUGAUAUUAAGUCCACAGCAUGAUAUCACAAUAUAUAGAGAUGAAGACUUGGGGAAAAAGGCAUUUUUUUAGCUGUGAGUUGUUUGGAGUACAUCAUGAAAUCCCCCCAUCUGUGGGGAGUGAGAUGCGCUCUGCUUGCGUCAGAGUCUGUGUGACUUUGACUUUUGUCUUUUUGUGGAGAGCGUCUGACUAAAGUAUGGCAGUGAUGGGAAUUUAUUCUUACACUCCCGCGUGUUUACUACCUUUCUAGAGCCUUUAUUGGUAACACAGAAAAUGUCCAUGGGUCUUUGGCUGUAUAUUAAAUCAUACAGCUUUCGACAUCUUGAGCUCUGGAACUGUCAGAGGGAAGUGAGGCUGUAAACGCGUCAUACAGACUCUCUUGGCCUGUUAGAUUUCUUCCCUCACAUCUCAUCAAAUCUUUUUGGGGUGAUGAUUUCCCAAGUGGCUUUCCAUAUUCCGUGUAUCUCCUGACAUGAAGGCCAACCACAAUCUGAUGGUGUCUGCAUAUUGAUUUUUGUUUGUCUGUCUUCUUUCUCAUUUCUUGACACAGGGAAACCUAAAUGCUUCUAGUCACUGGAACAUCCACAAUUUAAAAACCAUCCCCGUGGUCCUCACCACCACAGCUGGUGUCUGCAGUGAGCAGAGUGAAAAGGAUGAGAUGCACUUAUGAGACAAUAGUCUUUGUUCUCUUCCUGAUCUGCUCCACUGUGGCUAAAAUAAAACUCCACCCAUCGUUUUAAAAUCAUCACAGACUCAUGAUAGUUUUCUUUUUAGGAUAACUUGAAAUCGACAAUACUGUUCCACCCCUAGUGAUUUUACUUUGUGUUUUAUUUUAUGUAAAACUUAAUGAGUUUUAACAGGUAGCCACAAUCUGACCAUGCAGUAUUGUGAGCAGAAUCUUGUUUAAAUUGAUCAGCUGAUCUUACAUAGUCCUCAGGCAUUAUGAGCAUGAUGCUUUUAAAGACAGAAAUGAGCACCACUAUAAUUAUCAUCCGCUUGUUCAGGUCUUUAAUCUUUACUGUAUAUCCAAAGAAAUUGCAGCAGCACUUGGCUCAGGAGCAUUGAUAAGUACGCUGCUCAGAGUUUUGUGUGUUUAUUAGGGAAUCUCACAGAAAUGCAGUUUCUUUUUUUCCAUUAAUGAACUAUUUUCUUUCCUGCCAUGUCAUAAAAUAGCUCAUCAACCUUCAUAAACUUUUAGGAUAGGCUGUAGGGAUUCAAGAGACCAGACCAUAUGUUUCAUCAAAGAAACAUCACGAAAAGCAAAGAGGAGAAGUACUUCUUACUAAGAACAACUUUUUUUAAUGAAUUACAGGAUAACCUCAUGGUCUGCUCUGCUGGGUGUUGUUCAGUGUGCAAGCUGAAAAAACAGUCUUGCAUGCCUAAAUGGUAAAUGAAGUGCUUCCAACCGAGACACAACAUCCUCCCAGCAACUGAUAGCAAUUGUGCACUGAACUCGGGGCUUGUCUUCUAUGGCAGAGUAUGAGUAACAGUGUUCUUGUUCAGUCAGGUUUUAAGCAAAGCAAAGACAAUGAGAUGUGAUGUGACACAGCCGAAGUGUAAAUAACAAUGGCAGAGUUGUCUCUAUCAUGGAAAUAGCUUUUAUUCAAAUAUCCUCUGACAUUGACUACAAGGGGGCUCGUCCGAAUAGUGUUUCAGACUCACCUUGUCCCUUUCAUUUUCCAUCUCGGCCUUAAUCUGUGUCUCUCACAUGCUCUAAUCCAGGCCAGAGGAGUGCGCUCGACCGUUCCCUCUCCAUCCCUGUUUGGUCAGUCCAGAAUCAGAGCUGGCCUUCCUCCGCUGUGUAGCCAGAAUACUGCUGCUAUGUCUGCUGCCACAAAAGGAUGCCAAGUCACAUACACUACGCUGCUGCCUCACAGAAGUUAUCACUACUAAAGGUACUGCCCAUGUGCUUGUUUGUUUGUGCGAGUCCUCUUUAUGAUUCUGUACUCUUGUUUUAUUUUGAUAUGGUCAUCCUUCGAUACAGAUUUAAUUUGAUUUGACUCUAGGGACAUACCAAAAUUCAGCAGGUAGCAGAUAUUUUAAUGUGAUAACAGUAUUAGAACAAGUUUUAUCCAUAAACUGUAAACUAUAUCACAGAGUGAAAAAUCAAACAUGUUCCACUGAAAUUGAAGAGUAGUGGGGCAGAGGAAUUUUUUUUCGGGGUUGAAAAGCUUUUCCGCUCACUUAUGCGCCCCCUUCCUUCUUCUUGUAAAACAUAAAAAAACACAUCAUGUUAGCUCCUUAUCUGUGCAGUCAGUUAACCAUCACUGUUAAGGGGUUACCUAGCACAAGAUGCUAGCUCUGCGAAUACUUUAUAUGCUACUAGUUAUUGUUCAUAAACAUUUUUUAUUCAGUCUCCUGUUUUGAGUUUAUUUCCCUUAGAAUUUUCUCAUUCAGCACAUUUUUUGUAAACUAGGCAGCAGGCUAGGCUAUAGGGGCCCCUACUCCAUUUGAGAAAGGUAUAUGCCUGCAGUGAAUCAUGUGAGCAGAGGGGAAAGAGUUGGUCAUGAACCAUAAAAUAAAUUAAAUUAAAUUAAUCUUAUCUAAUCUCAUCUCAUUUUAUCUCAUCUCAUCUUAUCUUAUCUCAUCUUAUUUUAUAUUAUCUUUAAUCUGAUGAUUUACAUCUGAACAGUAUAUCUUUGUUCUUCAAUAUAAAAUUGGACUUCUCUUGAAAUUUGGACCCUACUCUGGGCAUUUUUUCCCUUUUUCUCACUAAGCAUAAAAAUAAUCUCCAUCCUCUCAUUUUUUCUCAUUCUUGGUCCUAAUACUCUUAUCCACAUCUUGGAGCUGUAUCCUUGGAAACACUGUGUUAUGGGCUCUUGGAAGACCAACAGCCAGUACCAAUGUUUUAGUUGUCAACAGUUUAAUAGCACAGAGUGUGAGUGGGAAUCCAGCAAUCCAAAACUAAAGCAAUGAAAUGACCAUGAUGGCUGACAGCCAGUCACAGAAAUUGUAACAGAGAUUUUUUUUUUAAGAUCUUAUGUAUAACAUGACAAAUACCCCUAAAUAUUAGGCAGCACCACAUUUCCUGACCUGCAUGACCUUGCUAAGUUCAUUGAAUGUUAAUUUUUUUUCACAGUCACUGUGAAAAGAGAUGACAGGAUUGUGAUGACAAUCCUGUCAUCUCUGCUCUCAGACGAUUUUUCCAUUUGUUUACCUUUUUUUUUCUUUUUUUCUGCUCAAGUGUUGAAGCCUUUGGUAGAAGUGCUGAGUGACCCCGACUCCAUAAAUCGGAUGCUGUUGUCUCAGCUGGAGCAGAGGGAGCAGCAGGCCGAGCAGCAAAAGAAAGCCUACACCUACGCUGCCUCCUAUGAAGACUUCAUCAAACUGAUUUCAACCUCUGCUGAUGUCAAUUUCCUCAAACAACUCAGGCAUGAUAUGAGAAUUGUUCUUCACCUGCACCACCUGUGCUGACCUGUAUAUAGCCAGACUUCCUUCAAUGGAUCAUUAUACUGUAUAGAAACAAAAUAAUGUGGAGAAGGCUGUUAACCAGUCUUUUUGCUGCUGCAAGGUUACCAUGGGAACAGACAGUGUCUGUGCAGAAAUGGACUGGAUCUAAAUGCAGGGUUGAUAUGAUAAUGGUGUUUUUGUUGCCUGAAUGUGAGACACAGUGGCACAGUCCAUGUUUCUGAUAACUAUAAGCAAUCCUACAGUCUAAGACAGAUUUGUCUCCUUUGUCAGGCUCUGCCUUAUAGUUCAAUUUAGCUCUAGAGUCACUUUGCAUCAUUCACAUUCACCAUAAACCUCAUAAUACUCUCUUUACAUCUUGGUAAUUUCAGUAGUAUUCUGUAUAAUGUUUAUCCUUGGGGAAUUCAUUUUGUUUAUUUUCUACAUUCUGACAAAUGAUUGUAACUUUGCAUCUCUGUGUUUCCCCAUAGGUAUCAGAUUGUGGUAGAAAUUAUUCAUGCCACCACCAUCAGCAGCCUGCCUCAGCUCAAAAAGCAGAAAGGUACAGAGACACUUAAGUUCACCUCAUGAUAGAAAGGCCAAUAGAUGAACUCAAAAGAAAACAGAAAGGGGGAGUUUAACCCUCUAGGUGACCAAGUCAUUUUCAAAUCCAUUACAACUUCCACCAAGCCUUCUAGGCUCUCUGCUUUACAACAUUUAGGGAUGUAUUCACUGAGCAACUGUAAAAUUCUCAUCUGUUUAUUGUAACAGCUCUGGAAUGGUUAGUAAUGUCAGGCCUGACGGGACCUUAUUUGCUGUCUUGGUCACAGGCAUGAUUACCCUCAGGUAUUGCGUCCACCCCUCUGUCAAAGUAGGUUACAGCCUGAGAUCUGACAUUGGGGACUAAACCUGGGAGCUCAAGUGACAUUUAACAAGAUUUAGAUCCUGUGGCCAUGCUUGUGGCUCUCUGAAGCAGAGUUACAUGCUAAUGCUAAAGGAGAGGACGUUUAGUCAGACUGACUCACUUAGGUCUGCAGAGUUAACAUUCAGGUAGCACUUCACAAAAAGGUUGAUGGGCAUGAUUGGAAAUUUCCAGUUUAUUAGAAAUUUAGUCAUAAACCAGGCUUAUGAAUAAAAAUCGAACUGGUCAUAAUAUUGGGCAAAAAUCUGUGGAUUUUCAAAUUUACCUUUUUUUUAAAAAAAUGAUCCUCAUGGUCCAUGUAAGUGUUCAGUGAAAACGGGUUUACACUUAACUUCUAUCCACUAUUUUUGUUCCUUCCCUUUAGAUCGGAAAGGUAAAGAGUCAGCCGCCAUGAAGGCAGAUCUGCUCAGGGCCAGAGACAUGAAACGUUAUAUCAAUCAGCUAACUGUAGCUAAGAAACAAUGUGAGAAAAGGAUCCGCCUCCUUGGGGGACCAAACUAUGAAAAUAAUGAGGAAGGAGGUGCUGAUGACAGUGAUGAGCCCCAAAGUCAAAAGGUAACACUCAUAUCACUUGGACUAUAACAUCUUAAAAACACAAGCUUAUAUCUUGAAUGAAUUUUGUGGCCUGUAAUUUGGAUUUAUCUGCUGAGCACAGCUGAUGUUUGUCUGUCGUUCCAGAUUCUCCAGUUUGAUGACAUCCUGUGUAAUCCAGGUUACAGGGAGCAUUUCAGAGUUUAUAUGGAAAGAGUUGAUAAGAGAGCUCUGAUAAGCUUCUGGGAACUAGUGGAAACACUGAAAACUGCCAACAAGGUAAAGUACACAAACACAAGCACACACAGAGUGUUAAUGUGCCUUUACAUUAGAAUGAAAACUUGAUGAUGUCAAUUGUAUCUGCAAUGCUGAGUGGAUUUUUACUCUUACAAUAUUGGUGUUUAGUGAAGUAUGUAAGUAACAGGUUUAUUUGUUUGUCCAUGUGUUACAGAAUGAAGUGCCCCAAAUUGUUGGGGAAAUCUACCAGAAAUUCUUUGCAGAGAGCAGGGAGAUCCCAGUGGAAAAGGUUCUUCUGAAGGAGAUUCAGCAGAGUCUGGUGGGGAACAGAGGAACACAAGUGUUUGUCAGACUUCAAGAACAGGUGACGCUGUUUUCCUUAACCUCAGAGGUGCAACUGAUGUUUUACUGCAUCCAAAUGAUCUCUGGUUACAAAGUAUAUCUUUUCGUUUUCUUCUUUUUCUCUAGGUGGCGGAGACAAUGAGGGAGCGUUACUACCCUUCAUUCCUGGUGUCUGACCUCUAUGAGAAGCUGAUAAGGCGAGACGAGCAGUACAGUCAAUCCCAAUGUAGCACUGAGGAGAAGGAGGAAGGGGUCGGUCAUAGACUGUUAUAAAAAAAAAACUAGUUUUCUAAAAUAGCCAGAAUGCACAUUUGAAGUGUGUUGGUCUAUAAAUCUAAAUCACCCUCAUUCAUUUAUUUUUGUCUUCAGUGUCAGGGUCUAGAUGUGGGAGAGGAGGUGCGUGAUGAAGGAAGUAAAGGAAUCAAUGAGCAGGCCAGUUAUGCAGCCACAAAACUGUGCCAGCUCUACGACAAACUGGAAUAUAAGCGACAGGCCUUGGGUUCUAUCCAGAACGCACCCAAACCUGACAAAAAGGUGAGGUUGCAAGUAAAGGGGAGGCUCUAUGUAAUCCCAGUCCAUUUACUAAAAGUCAUAUAACCCAAUACACUGAGGCCAAAGCAAUUUUUGCUCCAAGAUCACAGCUUAAUGGUCUAGGAUAUUAAAUCUACUUAUCUAAGUGCUUCCAUCAAGAUUCUCUUUUCUGCUAAGUCAAGCUGACGACUCACUGGAGGAGUUACAAAACAGAAUUGACCUGCAACAAGAAAAUGAUCACGUCUAUGUCCAAUCACUGAGUAUUAUAUGAAUAAAAAUGGAAGGUUAUGGUCUUUCUAACCAUUUAAACCUUAAAUUUAACUGAAUAUAGUGCAGACAACACAUCAAAUGUUGAAACUGGUGAAUUUUAGUGUCCUCUGAAAAAUACAUGCUCAUGUAAAAUGUGAUGCUAUCUCUAUAGAGAUUUCGUCUCCAGGGUUUUUCAGUGACACAAUCAUCUGUAGAUGAUACAGUCUGCUAAUUCUUCAUAAUGGUGUGCUGACAAACAUGAUCCUGAGUUACUGAUCUAUUUUCUCACACUGUCUCUUAAAAAAGGAUGGACUUUUUUCAUCUUUACAUCUCAGAGACUCUCAGAAUGUCCCUCACUAAUCUGCUGCAAAUUAACCCUUGUAGAUCGCAGGUUUUCUGCCAAACUUAAUCUGUUUUGAAAGGUGCUGCUGACAUCAAAUUAAAAAUAAGCGUACAAUAAAUGUAUUCAGUGUCACUAUAAGGCAUGCUGCCAUUGCACCAUUUUUUAAUUGAUUUAUAAACCAUCAGAAUCAGUUUUUUUUUAAUCACUUUGUCACACAGCGACCCAGCUUUUUUGAAAUUGAGUUUGUUUUUGCUAUCUUCGUGUUUUUCAGUCUGAGUAACCUGAAAACAUCCACAAUACUGAUUAUAAACAUUUGACAAGCCUUGAAAUAUCUUUAAAUGAAAAUAUCCAUACUCCUCUUGUUUGAUAGGUGUUCACCCAUGCAUAACCUAGACAUUUUACUAUUCUUCACAUGCCUGUUUAAACUCUUUCAUAUGUACGUUUGUAGAUAGUCAGCAAACUAAAAGAAGAGAUUGGAGCCAUGGAGAAAGAACACAGUGAACUCCAGCAACACAUCACCAGAACUGACCUGUGGUGUGAAAACCUCGGCCACUGGAGGGCAACUAUAACUACUGCUGAGGUGCUGUUCAGGUUUUUGUUUCUUUUUCUUCAUUGAAUUCUUUGCAACUAAAAACAGUUUCAUCUAAUAGGAAAGUCUCUAGUCAUUUGAAAGGAAAACUCCAAUAUUAGACAUAAUGUUAUAAUUUUGUGUUGAAGAACUGAUAAUACAAAAGUUUAUUCAGCUCAAACGUAAAGGGCUCUAACUGAAAGCUUUAAUCUGUGACAGUGUCAUGAGCCUUGCACUAAAAUGUUAAAAUGACUGUUUCAGUAUGUGGAGUAAUUUUGAAUCGAAAUGUAAGCAAGUAGUGUUUGUUUGUUUUUUUUCUGUUAAAUGAGGUAACUGUCUGAAGGAAUCAUCGCUGUAAUGUGUUUGACACGUGAAGUAACAACCUGACCCCCUCAGUGGUCUGUUUCUCACCUGCUGUCUUGGUCAGUCUGCGGUGAUGUGUCCCAGGCUUUUUUGUACCUCUGUCUUAUUUCAACCAAAAACGUGUAAGGGUAGAACCCAUCUGAAAGAAACUUGAACUCUCUUUUUAGUUGUGUCUAAAAACACACAUACAGAUGUGUUUUUAGCCCUGUAUCGUCAAACCUCCAGCCUGAUACAUUGGAUGUGAAUGCCAUCACAUAAGUAUGCAUUCAUUGUUAUUGUCAACAGAUGUGGAAUAAGCUGCUUGUGCUUACUCUUUAAAAUAACAGGAAAAUGUCUUUGUUUGUAUCACAGGCUACGGAGGAAGGUGGUGAGACAGUUGCUUGUUACAGUGUCUGCGUAAGCCUGAUAGAUGCAGAGGAGACAGGUAACAGUCGCUGGAGCGUUCAGAGAAAACUCACUGAGUUCCAGAUGCUGCACCGUAAACUCACCGAGGUAAUGCUGAACCCACAACUCUAUGAAAGUAUGUUUUUUUACAAACUUGUGAGAGCACUCAUUACUAAAAUUCUUGGUUUUCUACAUUAAUGUUAUCUGAAAAAAAACACACAUUUUCUUUGCUUUUCUCACUGUUUUCCCUCCCACUCACAAGGAAAUUGUAUUUCAAUGAAUGAGUGCAAUAGAAAGGCUGCUAAAAAUGGUUUCAUGAAAUCAAUAAUGAUCUAUUUAGAUUGCACAUGACAUGAUAAAGACUGAACUCAUAGCGCAGGUCAUCUCAAGAUCUUCCUGACUUCAGGAAGGAGGUGCCUAAAGUGUUCAGGCAAUGACUAUCCUCCACUGUACAUGUCAUACUUUCUAGAAGAAGAAUGGAAAUCUAACAUACAACACUCUGUCCCCCCCCCCCCUUUACCCAGUGUUUUCCAUCAUUGAAGAAACUCCAGCUACCAUCAAUCAGUAAACUUCCCUUCAAGUCCAUCGAUCAGAAAUUCUUGGACAAGAGCAAAACGCAGCUCAAUGCCUUCCUCCAGGUAAAUAUGUCAGUAGAACCUACUGUAAAGCUAUAUUACACCAUACUCACAUUACAGCUGGCUUUGAAAGAACGUAACUCGGGUGCUUUCAGCCUUAACCUGUGUCUGCUUGAUACAGCACAAAGCUGUAGAAUGUUGAUAAAAACAGAUCUUGAUGAUUUGCAAAUCAUUAAACCCAAUUUAUGAUUGAAAGUCGUGCAAAGACAACAAAUCAGAUGCUAAACUUGAAAAAUGUUAUUGUCUUAUUGCUUUGUUUCAUUCUAAAUUCAAUGCCAGCAACACAUAAAAAAGUCCAGACAGGGACAACAAAACACUGGAAAAGUUGUGCAAUGAUUAAGAAAUGGCUUUGAGGAAUAUUUCUUCAAAAAUAAGGUUAGUUUGCGACAGGUUAGUGAAACAACUGGGUCAAAAGGUCACCCCAGAGAGACUGAGUUUUGAGAAGUAAAGAUAGGAAGAGGUUCACCACUCAGAGAGAUAUCAUGAACAAAUAGUUCAAAAUGUCAGGGUAUUAUUUCUCAGGGUCCAACUGCAACAAAUCAUUUAUAGUACAUAACAUUUUAAAAGAUUUACAGGAUCUGGAGAAACGUCUACAAAAGGGACAAGGACCAAAACCAGUACUGGAUGGUUGUUGUCUUUUCACCUCAAGCAGCAAAAAAACCAAACACAAUCUGUUGCUGCAUCCACAAAUUUAGAUCAAAACAGAACCAUGCAGAGAAGAAACCAGAUACAAACAUCAUUCAGAAAUGCCAGUGACUUCCAUGGGCAGGGUCUGUUUAAAAAAAACAAACAAAACAGCUGUCCUGUGUAGCCUGAUGAUGUCAAAUAUGACAUUUGUUUUGGAAAUCAAGAAUGAUGAUACCCUCUGCUCAAACAAGGAGAGGGACCACACAGGUCAAAGGCCAGCAUUCAUGACACUAUAGGGAGGCUCAAGUGUCCAUGAUAUGAGUAGUUGCUAAACAAUAUUUUUGCAGGUUCUGGAACAACAUAUUCAACUUUUUGAAAUGUAUUGAUGGCGUUAAUAAUAAAAAGCAUUUUUAACAAAAUUAUUCAGUUUUGCAAUAUUGAUAAUUAGUUUUUCUCUCUGAUUUUUGCCAGUGAAAAGUUUCAGUUUAAAUCACCUGCAAACCAUCAAAAUAUGUUUUUGUUUCACAGGAUCUCAUUUUGUACAUUUUUUUAUGUGAUGAUUAUGUGUGUGUGUGUGUGUGUGUGUGUGUGUGUGUGUGUGUGUGUGUGUGUGUGUGUGUGUGUGUGUGUGUGUGUGUGUGUAGCGUCUGCUGGCAGAUGAGCGAUUGUGCCAGUCAGAGGCUCUCUAUGCGUUCCUCAGCCCGUCCCCUGAGCAUCUGAAGGUAAUUUUGUGUCUGUACUUGAAUUUUAUGGUAGACAAGUCUCUAAUAUGUUCUUGCUACAAUAGACCACUGAGAAGCUUGAGAAGGUGUCUCAGGUUGUAGAUUGGAAUAAGGAUUUUGUAAAUGAAGUUUGGUAGAAAGCCCAUUGUUUACAGUCUGGGUUGCUAGUGCUACAGGAGCCCUACAAGUGUUGCCUAUUCCUCUUUUAUCGACAACAACUAGAUUCAAAGUAUUAUUUAGGGGAACUUCUGCCAGGUGUACAGGGCAAUAUUGUUAUCUGUUCACAGCUUUCUAUAAAACACAUAGUAAGACUUAAAACUGUUGUAUCAUUGUUCUAUUCUGUGUAUUUUAGAGUGACAUAUAUUGGUUCAAUUUUUGAAGGUGAUGUCAAUCCAGAAGAAGUCCUCCUUCUCUCUGGCCUCCUUCUUGGAGAGGCUACCUGGAGAUUUCUUCUCACACACGGAGGUACACUGUCAUAUGUGUUUUUUAAGAGACACAAAGUUGUACAUGUAUUCCUGAUUGGAUGGCGGCUGAUCUGUGUAUGUGCUUGUAACAGGAGGAGGCUGAUGAAGACAGCGACUUGUCAGACUAUGGUGAUGAAGGAGACGGAAGGAAAGAUGCCUUGGCUGAACCCUGCUUCAUGCUCAUAGGAGAGAUUUUUGAACUCAGAGGAAGUGAGCAGUUCACAGUUUCUGUUGAAUGACUGAUUUGACUUUCUGAUGUCAUGAAAGAGAGAGGUCUGGAUAUGUAGAUAACUGUCUCUAUCUCUAUGGCUAACAGUUAAGUGUUUUUGUUUUUUUUACCCUUUGUGAAUAACCUUAUCUCAUCAGCUCCCCUCUCCUUCUGUCCUCAGUGUUUAAAUGGGUGAGGAAGACUCUUAUUGCACUAGUCCAGGUGACAUUUGGACGAACUAUCAACAAGUAAGUUCAAGCAAGUAGGCAUUCAAGGACUGUCAAAGUGAGGGCUCACAGAAAAACUGAAGAGUAGUAAAUGGAUUCACCAUGGUCACUUCCUGAGUCUGUAAUUAAUAACUUUUAAUUUCCCUGAGGUCACCUCCCCAAAAGGAUAAAUGAAGUUGUAUCUAAUCAAAUCUAAUAAUGGAGGAACAGAAAUAUGUGCAGUAGAACUGUAAAAGCUCCUGCUCCUCCAAAGAUAUUUUUGUAUCAUUAGUUGAACCUUCCCUUUGACACUCAGAGCAAAGUGAAGAGUUUUUUUCAGGACGAAAUAUAAGACUAUUGUUGCCCUUAUCUCCUUAAAAGAAAUGAUCACACUAAGCUUUUCCGCUCAAUGAAAAAUGUAAAUUUCCCCUGUUACUAUGCACGAAUACUAAAGUUCCAGCCUUGCAAUCGAACUGCUUGAUUGAGGGAAAAUAAUCCUGAUUAUUUUGAUUGAUACUGAGAUCAUGAUUGAAUACUAUAGCAACUAAUUUGACGUCUACAUUGUAUGCUAAACUUAAACAUUAACAUUCUGAACAUUUUGAAAAACCACAAAAAAAAGUAGAAAUAUAAAGACAAAAACCUUUAUUUUGUCUGCCAAAGCCUCACUGUCUGUGUAACUGGACUAAUGAGGUAAAUAAGACAAGAUAAGAUACACUUUGAUUUGUCCCACUACAAGGACAUUUUCUGUGUUUACGGCAGCAAAAGAAAGAAUGGUAUUGAAUAAUACAGCAGUAAACCUGAUAUGAAUUUAAAAAAAUCAUGUUUCAGUACUGGCAGGAACCAUUUACUGCAUAAAUACCUCACUUUAGGAACUUUGACUUAAUUUUUGAUGAUGAUAAAUUAAACACAAGACUAACUUGUGUAGUAUUGUAUUCUUACACUGUUAUCAAAAAGUAAAGAACCUUAGCUCUUUUACUGCAUACACUUUAUCAUGGGCUGAGAUCAAACCUAUCAUUCAGCCUUUCUAAUCCUCUCGUCUUUAUAAUGUCAAGACUUGAGGUUAUAUUUUGAGACAUUGUUUGCCAUUCUGCCUGGUAGUCGUUGUGGGUCUGAUAGAUUUUGUUGUCCAUCAAUCUGAGCUCCUAGUCGUGGCAUUAAAGUGAGAGCUGGAUUAAACUGUAACACUUUAAUCUUGAUCACUUAGUUUUCCGGACUGUGGUCAGCUGAAAUCAUAACUGAAAUUAAAACCUUAUCACUGCCCCAGUCCUUUCUUGAAAGCUGUUGCUUUGUUGACUUGUAUUGCAAAGGGUUUACUGUUGACCCAAAAAGCCACAGGUGAUGCUAAAUUUCUCAUGAACCCCAACCCAAAUAAGCACUGGAAACAGUCUUUUAAACACUGAAGGUGUGUACCCUAAAACCUUAAUAUUGGUAUGUACCUCUAGUCUUUAUCUGGGCAUCUAUUUCGAUGCUUAACUCUACUGGUGCCCAUCCCUUUGUGUAGGUGUUUUAGGCUCGAGUAUCUGGUAACAACUCUCUGGCUAACUUUUUCAUAUCUCCAGUACUGUUGAAAUAUGCUGUAUCAUUCGUCAAAUUUAUUUUAAAAAUGUGAACGUUAAUUUGUAUAAAAAAGGGAAAAGGGGAGGGUGAAUCUCCAAAAGGGAAGUUGUUAUGUUUUCAUAACCCGCUCUAUAGUGAUGAAACUGUUUCUUGUGUUAGUUGUAUUGUUCUCUGAGAUCAAGUGUUAGACUGACAUCUUUCAUGCCCUACAUCAGACAGAUCCGGGACACAGUAAACUGGAUCUUCUGUGAGCAGAUGUUGGUGUGUUACAUUAGUGUGUUCAGGGACACCUUCUGGCCAAACGGGAAGUUGGCACCUCACGUCAAAGUCCGAACUGACUCUGAACGCAGUGAAACCAAGGAACGGGCUCAACAGAAACUACUUGACAAUAUUCCAGGUAACCAUUGAAGAACAUUUUUGUGACGUGUUAAUCUCUCAUUUUUGCUUAACCUGAAAUAUGGAUUGUUAACUUUGUCUCAUUCAGACCUCUUUAUUUUUUUAUCAGAUGCACUAGCAAAUCUAGUUGGCCAGCAAAAUGCUCGCUAUGGAAUCAUCAAGAUCUUUAAUGCCCUACAGGAGGCUAGUGCAAACAAACAUCUUCUUUAUGUAAGAAUGACAAAUACUCAUGUAAAAAAACAUCUUUGUGAGACACAAAGAUUUACAAUUUGUAACUACUGCUGGUAAUCAAAUUAUUUUGUCUCUUUGUCCCCCUUCAGGUGUUGAUGGAGAUGUUACUCAAGGAAGUAUGUCCUGAACUCAGAGCAGAGGUGGACAACAUCUGAACUCACACACUCGCUCAAUACACAGAGUCUUUGGAUCCUUUUGGCCUUUCUGUAGCUGAUCCAUUAAACUGCCAAGCAAGACAGUGUGACGGCCUUUUGGUUUAACCUUAGACAGAAAGCAGCUGGAAGAACUUUGCUGUGAAACGAUGAAAAGCUGACCUGACGCCAGGCUGACAGAGGCUGCUGUUUGACUGUGCUGUGGUACUGAUCUAUUUGUGUCUGUCUGUAGUUCAGAGUCCACAUUCACACAGAACCAAACUGAAUUUUUGACACUUUGUGACAUUGUUACUUCUUUUUCUUAUCUUAACACCGGAUCUGUACCACAACACCAUUAAGAAGAGAUCUUUGUUUCUGUGUUAAUCAUGUGGUCUAUAGAUUACAGGCAGGGUAUGAACUUACAAAAGUAAACACUUGAUUGUUUGGUCAACAGUUUCUACAGCUGAUAACUCAAUGCCCUUGAGUUGAUGCAGCACCUAUGGUUGAGGUUCAGAUUUUUAUUGUCCUUCGCAGGCAAGAGGUGUGUCAUUGCCCAUGGACCUCAGAACAUUCCUCCAACACACAACCUGAGCAACAACACUUGUGUUCUCUGUGAUUCUUGUUAAGGCUUAUAAUUGUGCAAUAUAAUGUCAAGUAACAGUCAUUGUGAUGAUUUUAUUUAUGAUUAUUAUUGAUAGAUUUUAUUUUUACCAAAAAUUGUUUAGAGAGCGUUUAUAUAAGCAAUAAAAAUAUCAAAUAAAUAAAA